UGAAGCGCCUCCUCUCCACCAUCGGCGUCCACCCCACCGUCAUAGAAUUGGAGGAAGACGAGAUCGGCGCACUCAGCCCACGCGAUAACAACAACGAGGACUCCUCGACCGUCCUCGGCGGCGCAUCUGGAGCUCCGGCUUUGUACAUAGGCGGCGCGUGCGUUGGUGGGCUGGAGAGUCUUGUGGCGUUGCACUUGAGUAAUAAUCUGGUUCCUAAGCUUGUUGAAGUUGGUGCCCUCAGAAAUGAAUUUCUAAUUAAUUAAUUAGGUAAAUUAAGUUUUAUUAUUAAUUUGUGAUCAUUAAUUAGUGAUGUUAUUGUAAUUUUAGACCCCCAUCCCCCCUCCCAAAAAACAAAAAAAAAAAGAAGAAUUAAGAGUUGUUAAUUAGGAGAGGAAAAAAAAUAAAUAGUUUUCUUCUUCCUAUCUUAAUACUAUUGCUUGUAAGUUUGC
Messenger RNA from Sesamum indicum (sesame), 449 nucleotides. RefSeq names its product glutaredoxin-C6. NCBI's taxonomy places the organism in Eukaryota, Viridiplantae, Streptophyta, Magnoliopsida, Lamiales, Pedaliaceae. The record is from RefSeq and is a predicted model, not a curated record.